Panicum hallii is the source of this 1381-nucleotide messenger RNA. RefSeq names its product zingipain-2-like. The transcript is spliced from 4 exons. Gene Ontology annotation, cellular component: lysosome. Gene Ontology annotation, molecular function: cysteine-type endopeptidase activity. Bases 114 to 1214 code for a protein of 366 amino acids. NCBI's taxonomy places the organism in Eukaryota, Viridiplantae, Streptophyta, Magnoliopsida, Poales, Poaceae. The record is from RefSeq and is a predicted model, not a curated record.
GAGACACGCAUCAGUUCAGAGAUACUCUUCUCGUCGCCUCCUCCUCCCGCUCGCUUCUCGCCAUCUCUCGCCGAUCGAGCUUGAGGUCAUCCCAAACCAGUCCAGGGAUCGCCAUGCGUUCCCCACGCUGUCCGGUGCCUGCCGCGGCGCUGCUCGCGCUCACGGUGGCGCUGGCCGCGUCCGUCGCCGUCGCGGCGCCGCUGGAGCGGGCGGACGAGGAGGUGCGGCGGCUGUACGAGGCGUGGAGGUCGGAGCACCGGCGGCCGCGCUGCAACUGCAGCAAGGCCGGCGAGGAGGACCGGCUGCGGCUGGAGGUGUUCCGCGCCAACCUGCGCUACAUCGACGCGCACAACGCGGAGGCCGACGCGGGGCUUCACACCUUCCGCCUCGGCCUCACCCCCUUCGCCGACCUCACCCUGGAGGAGUUCGUCCGUCGCGCCCUCGGCUUCCGCAACGCCACGGCGCCACGGGUGGCCAGCACCCGCUACCUGCCCCGCGCCGGCGACGACCUCCCCGACGCCGUCGACUGGCGCCUGCAGGGCGCCGUCACCGAGGUCAAGAACCAACGGCAAUGCGGUGGGUGCUGGGCGUUCUCGGCAGUGGCAGCCAUGGAGGGGAUCAACAAGAUCGUGACGGGCAACCUCGUAUCGCUCUCGGAGCAGGAGCUGAUUGACUGCGACAGCCAGGACAGCGGCUGCAACGGCGGCGACAUGGGCAACGCCUUCGAGUUCGUGAUCAACAAUGGCGGGAUCGACACCGAGGCCGACUACCCCUUCAUCGGAAAAGACGGGACCUGUGAUGCCAUCAGGGAGAACAAAAAGGUUGUCUCCAUAGAUUCGUACGAGAUGGUGCCACCCAACAACGAGAAGGCGCUGCAGAAGGCGGUGGCGAACCAGCCCGUCAGCGUCGCCAUUAACGCGAACAGCCCUGCGUUCCAGCACUACACCUCGGGCAUCUUCAACGGGGUCUGCGGGCUGCAGCUGGACCACGGCGUGACGGCGGUGGGCUACGGCAGCGAGGGCGGCAGGGACUUCUGGAUCGUGAAGAACUCGUGGGGCCCCGGGUGGGGCGAGGGCGGCUACAUCCGCAUGGCGCGCAACGUGUUCUUGCCCACAGGCAAGUGCGGCAUCGCCAUGGACGCGUCGUACCCGGUGAAGAACGGCCCCAACAACCCGAUGGCGAAAGCUGGGAUUAGUAAGAUGGCUCUUGCUUAGGCAGGCUGCUGCUGAUCGCUUGUCUCCUUGCUGUGUGGUGUGGACUCUAAAUUUGCUCGUUUACAAGUUUGUUGUGGUGAGUUGUGAUGCGUGAUGGGUCUCAUUUUAAUUAACUUUAUUUAUGUAACACCGGGAAUGAGAAUUAAUGAAAUUAUGUGAUAAAUAAA